AUGGCCAGCUCCGUCACCUUCCGUCCGCGCACAGCUCGUGCACGUGGCUAUCGGCGACCAGCGCUGGAGCACACCGGCGUACGGAGACAGCUGCUCGCCGCCGACAAGCUCGUCCACUCCGCCCGGGGGCUUCUCUCCGCGUCAGCCCCGACUGGAUCCAUGGGCUCAAGAGUACGUGCCGCCUUACCUGUUUGUCUGCUCGGCUGCUCCUUCCCCCAAAUUAAUUUGGGCAAAUUUUGUUCGAUGCUGAAACGAAGAUUGAUGCAUCCUACAGGCACCAUGCUGCAAGUGGCGAGCAACUACAGGGCUCUGUUCGAGGAGAUGGCCGCCGGGGACGAGAACCUCAGCCUGGCCAUGGUCCCGUGGGCGCCCGCCAAGGUCCAUGCCCAUGCCGCCUCCAGCUCCACAUCGGCGGGCGCGGAAAUGAUGGACGCUGAUCAGGACGGAGACGGCGCAUCCAUGGAGAUCGAGCACGGCGUGGAGGGCCAGACCACGCCCCCAAUGGUCGGUGCGCUGCAGGGGGAGGCGUUCCACCACCAUUACCAGCAGCAGCACCAGUGGCCGGCGCCGCACUGUGUUGCGUCGCCGCAGCUGCAGCUCCCAGCUGCGAGCUACCAGCCAAGCCCUGUCACGUGGUCGUGGUGA
This is a messenger RNA of Miscanthus lutarioriparius, 645 nucleotides long. Lineage: Eukaryota; Viridiplantae; Streptophyta; Magnoliopsida; Poales; Poaceae. The record is from the annotation of a GenBank genome assembly.